Molecule: messenger RNA, 587 nt
Organism: Paramecium octaurelia
Lineage: Eukaryota; Ciliophora; Oligohymenophorea; Peniculida; Parameciidae
Source: the annotation of a GenBank genome assembly
AGUCAACCCAAAAGAGAAUGUACAUUUUUCAAACUAAAAGCACAAAUUCAAAUUCAGAACAUCACUAGAUCUCAUUUGCCAUUUAAAGUAUACCCUUUUUUAAUGAUAGUUACUUAGAUCAGAACAACUAACAAUUUAGAUUUUAAAGUGAUAGGAAAUAAAGGAAUCCUCAAUCCAAUGUCUACAAAUAUAAUCCACAUCAUUACCAAUAAAGAGGUUAAGUGUAUUUUACAAUAUAAUAGAAGAUCAUGAAAGCAAAAUUUUAAAUAAUGACAGUGAUUGUCAGUCCUAAUGAUGACAUAGACAUAGCUUUUCAAAAAGCAAAUUCAGAAUAAAUUUAAAUGCAGACAUUAAAAACGAAGCCUAAAAUUGAGUAAGAUACUUAAUCUUCAAUUUCUGAAAAAUCCCAUUUCAAGUUUACAAUUGUUCCUAAAUAAAUCAAACCUAUAGCUCCUAUAAAUCAUAUCGAAACUCCUCUAAAGGAUUAAUCCCAGCCCACUGUUUUGCAUUUAUUAAUAGUUGGUACAGUUUGCCUUUUGAUUGGCUACUUUACACAUAUGUUUAAGAAUGGCAAUAGAAAUUGUUGA